AUGCCAAAAGAUUCAGUGUUCUCUCUACUUACACCUACCGGUAUGCCGACUAUCCUGACAGCUGAUCGAGCGACCCACAGCAGACAGAGACGUCUCCUCUCUCACACAUUCUCCGAAAAAGCUCUCCGCGAGCAGGGCGACAUCAUCGAAGGCUAUGUGAAUCGACUGAUGCCGCAAUUUUCAUCUCUCGCAGAUGGAGGAUCCAUCAAUGUUUCCGCAUGGUUCAACUAUUUUGCCAGCAUACGACGUAAUCCAGGACCUCUCCUUCGUCGAACCCUGCAGUUGCACGGAAACUGGCAUUCCAGACGUAUUCGUCUCCUCGCCUCCCGCCAUAUCCAAAUAGCUCAUCCUAUUCCAAAUGCUGACCUCACCUGGCCAAGUCGUUUCUUCAUGCUGCGAUCCGCCUCCGGUGUGCGCGCCCGAAACAUCAACCGAGUAGUAGACACCGUCACCAGACGCAUCGAGCUCGUCACCGACCGCAAGGACUUCCUCCAUUAUAUCCUCGCAGCUAUGGAGAGCGAUAAAGGCAUGACUCGCGACGAAAUCAACAUGAAUGCGUUCUCGUUCAGCAUUUCCGGAUCAGAGGAUACGGCUACCGCGCUCGCCGCGUUCGUGUUUUAA
This is a messenger RNA of Aspergillus melleus, 621 nucleotides long. RefSeq lists its product as uncharacterized. The coding region runs from base 1 to 621 and encodes 206 amino acids. The record is from RefSeq and is a predicted model, not a curated record. Gene Ontology annotation, molecular function: heme binding; monooxygenase activity; oxidoreductase activity, acting on paired donors, with incorporation or reduction of molecular oxygen. The transcript is spliced from 3 exons. NCBI's taxonomy places the organism in Eukaryota, Fungi, Ascomycota, Eurotiomycetes, Eurotiales, Aspergillaceae.